UUUCGAUCCAAGCAGACGAGGCGGUGCUCCGGGCUGGCUGCUCCGGAGCUCAGUACCGUUGCUGGAAGACGCCGGAGCGGCAACAGGUCCGCGACGCACCUGCGUGUGAAAAAUCGCGUCCAUGCCAAGCCACUGGUGCCGACGACGGGCAGGUUUCAUGCUACGCAGCACGCGGAGGCAUUUGCGAAUCUGCGUCCAGCCGAACCCCCAGUUUGCCAUGGUCAUCUCCACGACGUACUCGAGCGGUGAGCUCCUGUCCUCGUUCGCCCGGCACUCGGCCGUCGCCACGCCGACGGGCAUGCUGCAGCCCAUGCCGCCGCACGUGGCGCACCUGUCCAUGCAGCCGCCCUCUGCUGCCAUGGUCGACGCGCAGCAGAAGCGCUCGCCGCUGCUCUGCGGCUACCCCAGCAAGAAAUGCUGGAGCUGGCGCGUCGAGAAGCGCAAUGGCGAGCUACACAAGUUCUGCGAGUACCAUCGCCAAAAGGCCAACACGAACCAGCGCCGCAUGGAGCAGCGUCGCAAGCAAGGCCGCUCUGCGUCACCACGCACCAAGAACAGUGGCUCGCGCCGCUCGCACAAAGUCUCCGCCGAGGCCAAGCGCGAGGUGGUGAUCAAGGCCGAGCGCCCCGCUUCCAUCCCCAAGUCGAUCUCGCACCCCAAGGCGGUUGUCGUCCCGCCUGUGCUCAACAACGCGGGCAGCCCGCGCGGCAUCGACUGCUUCGGUAGCGGCAGCGCCGUCAUGGAUGACGCCGCCAUGUUCUCGUGGAUGGACGCGGAGCUGGACAUUGGCAUCGGAAUGGACGCGGCGGUGGACUAUAUGAUGGUGGACACGCCAGUGAUCGACAUGGAACCGUCCGACACGCCCGUGGACCUGUUCGAGGAGGACCUUUUCUUCCUUGAACACUUCAUCGACGAGAUUUCGAACAGCACCGUCUAAGGUGUCGCGUCACCCUUCCGUGGCUUCCAGUGUUGGCCACUCUCACCCAACGACCCCGUCCAUUUAAGUUAAUGAGCGUCUUGCCCGCUCUCCAAGUCGACCACGCGUGGGGUCUACUCCUCCGCCCGCGGCCUGCACAUAAAGUCCGUAUUUUGAAACAAGUAGCAGAAGUAGAAUUGAAAAAAAAGCAAGAAAAGUAACGUAGACGCUGUACAGCAAAUGGAAAUGCAUCGAGUACUAUGCAUGCGACCAGCGACCCAAGUAGAGCCAAGUAGAUUUAUUUAUUUAGAGAAGGGCCUGAAAUAUGAAAAUGGACUGUGUUUUGCAACUUCCUCAAC
Messenger RNA from Phytophthora nicotianae INRA-310, 1275 nucleotides. RefSeq lists its product as hypothetical. The record is from RefSeq and is a predicted model, not a curated record. NCBI's taxonomy places the organism in Eukaryota, Oomycota, Peronosporomycetes, Peronosporales, Peronosporaceae. Bases 122 to 937 code for a protein of 271 amino acids. The transcript has a single exon.